Phanerochaete carnosa HHB-10118-sp is the source of this 1128-nucleotide messenger RNA. RefSeq lists its product as uncharacterized. The record is from RefSeq and is a predicted model, not a curated record. The transcript has 9 exons. Bases 1 to 1128 code for a protein of 375 amino acids. NCBI's taxonomy places the organism in Eukaryota, Fungi, Basidiomycota, Agaricomycetes, Polyporales, Phanerochaetaceae.
AUGGCCCCCACCACCAGAGGCAAGAUGCGCGCGAGUACGUCCAAGGUUACACUGGAAGACACCAAUGGAAUUGUCGAUGAAGAUCAUCUCCCGGAGGUUAAGGCAAGCCCACCAGCUCAAACAUAUAGCCAUGUCGAUGCUGGGAUCACCGCACUAGAGGGAUGCGCCUCACAGCUCAUGAAGAGCCUCCGCACCUUGAAGAAGGAUGUGAUUGAUUUGCAGAAAAAGAACAAGCAACUACAAGAAGACUUAGACCAAGCCCAAGAAGCGGCAGAUAGUCUUUCCCAACCAAAACCUGGAAAGAAGGGCGGACCAGGCGUCAAACAGCUGCAGGCAAAGGUGAAUGCCCUGAGGAAGCAGGUGGCCGAACUGGAACGGGGAAGAGAGCGCGACAGAAGAAAGAUGGCACAACUUCGAGCUAAAGAAAUUAGAAAAGACGCUGAAGAGCUCCAAGCCCAAGCCGACCUCGAAGUUGGAGAUACUGCACAUAAGAUGCGCAAGCUACUCCGGAGGUUCCAUGAUCUCAUGCUAGCUCCUUCUCUGGAAGGCGACGAAGAAUGCAAGAUAUGCUUCGAGAAACUGGAGCCGCAUGCUGCACUUGACUUGCGAACAUAUCUUCUGCAAGGGCUGCACGCAAAAGUUCCUAAGGACGAGCUAGAACCUGUGGAAUAUCUUGCGUCGGAACAGUGGGACGCUCUCCUAGAGGUCGCCAAGCGGUGGGCCAAGUUUGACAGGCGACGCGAAUUGGAGACCAGUGACGAAGAAAACGAGGAGCAGUUCGUUGAUGACGAACGCGAAACUUCGGAAACUAGAUCUGUGUCCUCAAAGCCUGAACCUGAGUCACUAGGAAAAGCCGAGUCAUCCUCGCCGCCGCCAGCAAAGGGCAAAGGACGGCUAGUGCGACGCACGCCUACCCGAGCUUCAAGCGUGGCCUCUUCAGUCCCAGGAGAAGAGGAAGUAAGUCUGGGGCAGGAGGCCGACAACACGGAAGGUAGGGUAUCCACACCACCUGCCGCAGAGUCCAGCGGAUCACAAGACAUGCCAUCGUACUCCCAAUCACCUGCUAAAGAAAAGCGACGUCGCUUGGAGCAGCUUGCGGAGACCCGGAACAAAAAACCACGGCUAUAA